AAACAUUUCAUAACAUAAACAUUGAAUCAAAUCAUUUGAAUUUAAAUGGAUUUAAAUGUAAUUAUUGGCAAAAACAAGACGUUUGAUACCAAACAAGUGAUCGCCGAUAAAGUCAAGAAUGCCAUGACUUUGGGUUUCCGAACUAUCGGUCUUACUGUUGAUGUCGAUCACCAACACAUCCCACAUAUCCCAAUUCCGCCGAUCAUUAGACUGGAGGACAUAGCACUUGAUCGCAAAGACGUUGUUAUAAAAACUCGUCUUAAUGUUAGAGUUGAAGAACACAUCCAAACCCAUCGAUUGAAUCAAUCAGAAAACGCCAAGAAGUAUGACUUGUUAUCAAUUGAACCAUUAAAUGAUAAAAUGUUGAGUCAUCUGAAUAAAGGCAACUUUGAUACCGAUUUGAUUACAUUUAACUUUAGUUCCACUCUUUGUCCGGACAUAAAACGGUCCAACUUUUCAAUUCCGAUAUCAAAAGGAGUUGGAAUUGAAAUCAAUUACGGAAACAGUUUAUUAGAUCCCACUUCAAGACGAUCACUAUUUUCAUUGUCACAACUUUUGGUCGAAAAAACCAAAUCAAAAAAUAUAGUCAUCUCUUCGGGAUCGACCACAAGCUUUGCAUUGAGAGCUCCUAAAGAUGUGACUUAUCUUGGAUUAAUGUUUGGCUUAAAUGGUGAUCAAAGCAAAGCUGCUGUCUUUAGAAACCCAAUAUUAGUGUUGAAACACUCAGAAAUUCGUAAAAAUGUAAAUAUGGGAACAAUUAGUUUAACUUCUUGUGAUUUACAUAAUGAAAACAAAUGGCUAAACAAAGAGUUUGCUUCAGUUAAGAGAGUUUCUGAUGACGAGUCAAGUAAAACAAAAAAAGUUAAAAUAUAAACGAAUUUCUAUAUAUUUAUAAUAAUCAUUAUUUAUAACAAAAUAAUUAAUAAAUAACAGUCAAAACAUGCUA
Molecule: messenger RNA, 946 nt
Organism: Oppia nitens
Lineage: Eukaryota; Metazoa; Arthropoda; Arachnida; Sarcoptiformes; Oppiidae
Gene: Rpp30
Product: ribonuclease P protein subunit p30-like
Exons: 8
Coding region: 46-873 (275 amino acids)
Biological process (GO): tRNA processing
Cellular component (GO): nucleolar ribonuclease P complex
Molecular function (GO): RNA binding
Source: RefSeq, a predicted model, not a curated record